UUUUUUUUUUGAAAAUUUCUCAAUUUAUGUGAAUUUUUCUUUUCGCAUUCGCAUUUCCCUUUUAAUAAUUUAUUUAUAUUUUACACCAUUUAUGCUAUAAAAACGGAUAAUUCAAAUCAACUUAUCGCCAUACGAUCAGCUUAUAAAUCAAUUAUUCAUUCCAAAGUAUGGCGACCUCACGUCUCGAAAAACUUGGCACGAUUUUUUCGAGGGUUACAUCUUUAAUGAAAUGUGGAGCCAUUAGUCCGAAUGAUAAACCGCUGUGGUAUGACAUAUAUCAAGCGUUUCCUCCUAUUGACGAACCUUCGUUCGCCCGACGAGUUACGAUCAAAAAAGUCAAACCAAUAUUCUAUCCAGAAGACCGAAUUCGAGCUAAAUUCCACGGAGGUAACUACGUGCAAUCGAUAAGGAUGGAAACCUUAGAAGGAGGAAUAACCACGAGCGACGUAACUCAAAAAGUGAUUUCAGUAACCGGUGAAAUUAUGAAACAAGAACCUAACUUGAAUGAAGAUGAUGCUUUGAAAAAAGCCGUUGAAAAACUAACAUCUGAAAAAGCUUUCGAUCCUAAAUCGAAGUCUAUGUUUAAAUCAACCCAUCGUAAAACUGCUCGAGCAACUACAUCAGUUGAUACCGUAAAUUUGCCACAUGAUUCUAGUACUUUUAAAAAUAUUGCUGAAAAAGAUGUCGAUGUUACUAAUAUUCUUAUUAGUCAACCAGAACAAGAUAGUGUUCAUUAUAAGACAGAUUCGAUCGCAGAUGAAUUUAAAAAAGCUUCUAAAAAAGUUAAAGGUGAAAAAUUAACCACCGAUGAUAGUUUGGAAGAAAAAUAAUUUUGAUUUGUUGGCCUUGUUUAUAAUUGUAUAGUUAAAUAAAGUUAGAUCUAUAA
Molecule: messenger RNA, 886 nt
Organism: Planococcus citri (citrus mealybug)
Lineage: Eukaryota; Metazoa; Arthropoda; Insecta; Hemiptera; Pseudococcidae
Gene: mRpS23
Product: mitochondrial ribosomal protein S23
Exons: 3
Coding region: 168-830 (220 amino acids)
Biological process (GO): translation
Cellular component (GO): mitochondrion; ribosome
Molecular function (GO): structural constituent of ribosome
Source: RefSeq, a predicted model, not a curated record